This is a messenger RNA of Ilex paraguariensis (yerba mate), 226 nucleotides long. Lineage: Eukaryota; Viridiplantae; Streptophyta; Magnoliopsida; Aquifoliales; Aquifoliaceae. The record is from the annotation of a GenBank genome assembly.
GUUCAUGGAGCCCCUUAUCUCUAAAGUUCCUAUGAUGGUUAUAGAAGCCAACCAUAAGAUUGAGCCUCAAGCUGACGGAAUCACUUUCAAAUCAUAUCUUACAAGAUUUGCUAUUCCUUCAAAUGAGUCUCGCUCCAACAAUAACUUUUAUUACUCCUUUGAUGCUAGAGGAGUACAUUUCGUCAUGUUGGGAGCAUAUGUUGACUACAACAGUUCUGGUGAUUGA